AUUACAAUCAGACGCUUGCGGGCUUUUUGAAACUUGACUUCCUGUAACUGGCGGUGAGUAGAUCCAAGAAGACGAACGAGCAAGUUGAUGGCGAACUUGAUAGUUUUUUAUGAGAAUUAGUCGCGCAUCCACGAUCAAAAGGUCCAACACCUUCCUUCCUUCCUUCCGCCCUCGGCCGCUGCCCGCCGAUCCAGUUCCUCGCUCUCGUCCCGUGGCCACUGGGAAAAUGGAGGACGCACCGGCCGCGGCGCUGAAGGCGGUUACAUUGACCCACGUCCGGUACCCGCAGGGCGACUCCCUGGGCCACUUCCUGGCGUGGGUGUCCCUGAUCCUGGUCUUCAUCAGCUUUGGUGGGUUCAUCUCCCACUUCAUCUUCUGGCGGGAGCUGCAGGGCCUCUGCUUCGCCCUCGGCCUCAUUAUCUCCCAGGUCAUCAACGAGCUCAUCAAAUCCUCCAUCCACCAGUCCCGCCCCUCGUCGAUGUGCGCCAUCCUCGAGGUCUGCGACUCCCACGGUUGGCCCUCCAGCCACUCGCAGUUCAUAUUCUUCUUUUCGACCUACUUUUCCCUCCUCUGCCUCAUCAACGGCGUCGGCGUCUCCUCCCCCAGCUCUAGACGCAUCAUCGCCCUCCUCCCGUGGCCUUCCGCCUUCCUCACCCUCAACUCGCGCGUCUACCUCGGUUACCACACCGUCCCCCAGGUGCUCGCGGGAUCGACGCUGGGGCUGCUGCUCGGGGCCGGGUGGUACUGGAUCGUGAACACGAUGCUGGUGGACUUCUUUCCGGCAGUGGAGGAGAGCGCGAUCGGGAGAUUCCUGUACAUCAAGGACUCGACGCACAUCCCGAACGUGCUCAAGUUCGAGUACGACAAUGCAAGGGCUGCCAGGAAGAAACCAGCCAAGGAUUGAACGAACCCCCCUCGACGAGACAUGCUUCAGCUUUAUAUAUGGAGAUCACAUGAUUUAUCAUAAAAUUGGAUACAGACUUCAAUGGAAAAUGAAAUCAAAGCGCAUUAGCAGCUUCACAGAUUUUAGGGUCCGACCCUUGCGGUCGCAAAGAC
This is a messenger RNA of Musa acuminata AAA Group (dessert banana), 1056 nucleotides long. Its product is annotated as lipid phosphate phosphatase gamma-like. Gene Ontology annotation, biological process: protein N-linked glycosylation; lipid biosynthetic process. Gene Ontology annotation, molecular function: dolichyldiphosphatase activity. Bases 110 to 904 code for a protein of 264 amino acids. The record is from RefSeq and is a predicted model, not a curated record. Gene Ontology annotation, cellular component: endoplasmic reticulum membrane; intracellular membrane-bounded organelle. The transcript is spliced from 3 exons. Lineage: Eukaryota; Viridiplantae; Streptophyta; Magnoliopsida; Zingiberales; Musaceae.